UUAGCUCAGCUAGUAUGAUCGAAAUCCUUUAAAAGCCAGCACGUUGUCAUCGAACCCGCGAUUUAGUCCUUCAAAAGUCAUUUUUUCAUAAAUUUCUUUAUGGUGUCGUAGUGAUACGCGUUAUCUAGAUCCACUGUGAAAAUUUCAACGCGUUUCGGAUAUUUUACACCGGAGAAAUCGUAAGGAAAAGCUAAAAGUAUUUUAACAUUAAUCUGUGUAUGUAGGCGAUGCAACGUUGUCGGUUCUCGGGGGUUUAGAUGUUGCCGCUAUUUUUAACGUGAUGCUAUGCCAUAGCGGCAACUACACGGAGUAAAGCUCGAGACAGUUGAAUGCGCAACUUAAAGGUUCAAAUAGAAAAAAUGGCCAACUUAAGGAAAAAGCCGUGCGUGAAAGAGCUAAAUGCAUACUGUACCUGCAAAUUAUGCCAUGGAUAUUUCAUAGACGCGACUACGUUAAUUGAUUGUCUUCAUACAUUUUGCCGAGGUUGCAUCUUGCGGCACUUUGACAACAGCAAAGCACAAGUCCAAUGUCCCGUGUGUCCGGCUUUGUACAAGAAGAAAUCUCAAUGCUUCCGUUCGGAUAUGCAAAUGCAAGCUCUUGUCUACAAAGUUGUGCCUUAUUUGUACUACAAGGAAAUGCAAAGAAGGGAAGACUUUUAUAGAAGCACAGGAGUAAGAGCAGGAAGCUCUUGCAGUGAUGACAGUGUCAUUGAUAGGGAACGAGAUAUGAUGCACGAAAUGGAAGAACUUGUAUCCCACAAUGUUGGGGACAAAACACAGUACUUCAAUCAGGACGAUUUGAUAUCAUUAUCUCUGGAGUAUUAUCAAGCGCACCUGGACCAUACAAACGUGCUCAACUCAAAAAACAGUACAAAGAGUGAAAGUGCGGAAAACAAACCCCAAUUGAGCAAUCCCGAAAACGGAUUGAUCAAAACUACCUCAAAUAUCAGCGUCGACACAUCAAGUGACUUAAAGUGCGACAGCAAUCAAACAAGUGCUAAAAACAAUGGCAAGGUUUCGGACAAUAUUUCUACCGAUUCGGUUCCUAAAGAGUGCGAUAUUCGGUAUUUACGAUGUCCCGCCGGGAUCAACAUGAAACAUCUACAAAAGUUUUUAAGGAUGAAGUACGGCCUUACGGGAGAUCACAGGGUGGACAUCAUUUAUAAAGGGGAGGUGCUGCAUAGCGACUUCAGCCUGAUGGAUAUUGCAUAUACUUUUCAAUGGGAAAAGAUAAAACCAAUGCGACUAUUCUAUCGGAUCUUCACGCCUUUGAAAAUUCGACCAAUCAAAAUUGUGAACACCGCUUCUCCAACCGGUGAAAAGCAACUUCAAAUUGUUCCUGUAACUUCUAAUAACCAUAUCACCACAAAUCCUCGUGUCGAACCGCUUGGCGAUGCCAGCAAAACCCCUAAAGUUGAAGAAAACCGCGUGGAAACAAUUCAAGUUAAGCAGGUUUUGCCUGCUCGGGAAGAAACGGAAAGAGAGCAGCAAAAUAAAGAAAUUCUGUUGGCAAAUUUACAACUUCAAAGUAAGUCAAAGGCCGUUCAAAAGGCAGAAACUAAAAAGGUGCAAGUACCUGAGAAAAUUGUCAGAGAGUGUAUUUUUGAAUACGAAGAGCCUGACGAGGAGGAGAUAAAAAGAUUUGCUGAAAAGAGAGAUCGAGAAUGGGCGCUGCAGAAAAAAUUAGAAGAAGAAACGAAAGCGGAUAAUGAUGACUUCUUUUUGAAUAAAAAUGCUUAUCCGACCAAAAAGCGAAAAAAGAGCAAACAUUCAAAAAAUGACUCAAAUGGACACAAAGAGAAAAGGCGAAAAACUCACUCAGAUAAAAUUCACGCCGAAAUUACAAAUAACGAUAAAUCUGAUUUGAAAUUAAAAGUGAAGAUAACUACCAAUGGAUAUAAGCAUAAGCACCACAAAAUUGAAAGCGCUGCAGAACAAAUAAACAAAGAAAAGCUGCUUCAAAUGAGACAAGUGAGACAUAAGCACAUGUCCGGUUCGUCAGGAGAUGAGAAGAGUCAACCCGCAAUACCUACGAUUAAACUACCUAAAUCGCAUAUUUCUGAAAGAACGAAAGAAUGCAAAAGUGGUGAACCGGAGCCGAAGCGGAGAAAGGAAAAUCCGGACACGUCCGAAUACACAUUCAGCAAUAGCGACUCUGAGAUUGGUAUCAAACCGAAACUUGAAGGGCAACCAAAAGCUAAAGUUGAACCCAUGAUAGUUAAACCUGUAUCGUCGACAGUUGAACCGUCUUCUGCAGGACCCAGUGUAUCUAAAGCUGUACUGCAGUCAAGCGGAAAUCCCUGCAAAUUAGCAAAGAAAAACUCGUGCUUGAAGAGUACACAGUUUGACUCCGCUGAUCGUCAGAACCAAAAGACAUUUCUUAAAUCAACUGUAUCUAAUUCCGAUAAAUACACCAAAGAUCAGAAAAUCGGCCAGGGCAAGAUGGAAAGCAGUAAAGCAUCGGGGUCAAUGAGUAACAAGGUGCUUCCAAUCGGAAGCAUCACAACAAAUAACAAAACACUGGACAGAAAGAUUGCUAGUUUACAACAAAGGUGCACUAUUGAAUCAAAGACUCCAACAAAAACUGUACAUUUCAGCAGUAAAAGUGAUACUAAAAUAAGUAGCGAAAGCGAGAACAGUAAAAUAGCAACUGCUCAGUAUCCUCCAGGAUUUACGGUGAGCAAAGUUGAAAGUGGAACAAAACGCAAGGCGGAAAGCACUGAGCAAGGCAAGCGGCCGAGCCUUGAAAUCACUUUAAUUCCUCCUAGUACGUCCUCAGCUUCAAAAGCAGCAGAAUCAAAGCCUAUGGCUAAGCGACCCCCACCUGGGACUAUACCGUUGGAGAGAAUAAAGAAUGCGGUUAAUUUAAAGUCCGGCAUCAGUAUAAUUCCGAAAAAAAUCGACAGAACUGACAAUAUUGGGGUUCUUGACCUAUCUAAAUCAGGAAAGUCACCCGAAAACGCUUCUCGUUCGUCACCCAAAACUGAGCCAAUCAAUGGCCUCAAUUCUAUGGUAAACAGGCAAAUUGGAAAUAUGAUUCAAAAACCAGUGGGUUUACCAAACAAAGCAACACCCGAAAACAAAAACGUGCAACUUUCGAAUUUACAAAUGUUAUCCAAAGUAGCAACGGAACAUCCGACAUUGAACAAACCGACUCCCAAUAACCCCAAUAAAACCAAACUGCAACUUCCCAAUUUGCAAACGAUUGGAAAAUUCCCUUCACCAAAUGGCGCUAGGGGUCCUAGCUUACAACGGAUGCUUCCAAAGUUGAAUGGUAUUCAAAAGUUCAGACCGUCAAGUCCACAUAUACGAAACAUACGACCCAAUCAAAAUCAAAACAUCAGGAAUAUUCCCAACCCAAGUCUAUUGCUUAGCCGGAAUCAAAACCUAAGUCAAAAUAGAGUUGUAUCAUCUGCUGGGGUUGUGUCAACCAGCAGUAUUCCCGAGAGAAAAGUGACAACACCAAAGUCUUCUCCAGUACCAGUAACUUCCAGUACCAGUGCUUCGACCACAAAGGAGUUGCCAUCUCUCAAACCUACAGCGUCAGAACAAAAUGUUCCUGAUAUCAAAGAGAUUUCAGUUUAACUCGCUCAGAAUUUCUUACUGCAAAAAUGUGAUAAUUUAGGGUUGGAGGACCGAGGUAAAGUGAAUCACACAAUCGCAAAAUUAGGCUUGUCGGUCAAAUGAUGCUGAUGGGUAGUUAUAUGUAAAUGUAGGUGUUUAUUAUUCAUUUAAAAUGUACGCAUUAGUUUCUAACUACUUCGUCAAAAUGGACCGCUCCACAAACCAAGAUCAUUGCAAUAUUUCUUAAAUUUUAAAAUAGAUUAAAAUGUAAAUAACAAACUCAUUUUGACGAUAAUAUUAACGGCUAGACAUAUUUGUUUUUUUUUUUAUUUAUACAUAUGCAUUAAACAUACAGGUAUGUACAAUGCAUUUCGCAGGGGUGAAUAAAUCACCUAUUCGCGAGUCUGCAAGGUUCCUCUACUACCGAAGGGACUUUCAUUUCAAUCAAUAUUUUCUUACUUGUAACUUAAGACUUUAUGCGACUCGCAUUGUAAAAAACUUCUAAAAACGUCUAAAUCAUGCGUUCCUGUAGAUAUACAGUAUGGUCCUCAACAAAUGGGACAAGAUUCACUGACAUAUAGUCUAAACCAAAAUUUUGCGUUUUAGGAAAACUUGUCUUCUCUGAAAGUUAAUAGUUUCCGAGAUACCGGGUGUCAAAGUGUAAAUACAAUUUUCGUUUAUUUUCGUUGAAUUAGUUGAGGACCACCCCGCACUACAAUUAGACUGUUAAAGCAUUUAGUUCCUCAUUUCACCGACAGUCUUACUAAGUUGUACCUAUUAAACGUUUAAAACGUUUGGUUAUGAUUGAAUUUUGCGUUGUUAAUGUUGAUAAGUUAAUUUUUGUAUAGGUAGGUACUCUUUGUUGUAUAUUUUCGUUAUAAUUUAUCUACGAUUUUAAAGUCUUGUCUUACGAUUUUCUGUUCUGAUAUCAAUACCUCAUUGUUAAUUUUAAUGUACCUAAACAUUUUUUAGAUGUGUAAAAUUUCACAAAUAUAUUGCAUAUAUUUUUAGAAGGGCAGCAAUUAUAAAUACUGCCUACAUAUUCGCUAGGCAUCAUCUUUAGCAUAUAUGGAGAAUCUAUAUAAAAAUAUAAUUUUUAAGUUGCAAGCCCAGUUAUCUAAUAUUUUAUCAGUAAGUAUAAGGAAACGAAUGUUUUAGAUUAUAUAUAAUCUGUAGACAACACUGUAAAUUAUUCUACUUAUUAAAGUCGUCGUGUAA
This is a messenger RNA of Dendroctonus ponderosae (mountain pine beetle), 4781 nucleotides long. RefSeq names its product polycomb group protein Psc. Gene Ontology annotation, biological process: negative regulation of transcription by RNA polymerase II. The coding region runs from base 330 to 3584 and encodes 1084 amino acids. The record is from RefSeq and is a predicted model, not a curated record. The transcript has 7 exons. Gene Ontology annotation, molecular function: promoter-specific chromatin binding; metal ion binding. Gene Ontology annotation, cellular component: PRC1 complex. NCBI's taxonomy places the organism in Eukaryota, Metazoa, Arthropoda, Insecta, Coleoptera, Curculionidae.